Molecule: messenger RNA, 658 nt
Organism: Medioppia subpectinata
Lineage: Eukaryota; Metazoa; Arthropoda; Arachnida; Sarcoptiformes; Oppiidae
Source: the annotation of a GenBank genome assembly
AUGAUUACUAUAUCUCUCGAAGACUACCUCAAAGACAAUGCAAUUCAAAUCAUUGGUGCUUUUGAUGGCUCUGUUGGUGGCACUCAUGUUGGCUCAGAUAUGGAGGUUAUGGUAGAUAUGGUGGUUAUGGCGGAUAUGGAGGUUACGGCGGUUAUGGCCGCGCAGUUCCGAUCGUUGUCUCUAUGGCUGAACCCAAUGCUGAGCCGUACGCACACUAUCAUCGACUCCGAAGCUCAGCCCUACCCUAUCUUAGCCUUAGAUAAAGAUGGGCUAAAACACUAUCUAUCAUCGGGAACUAAAGGGUUUGGGAAAUACUUUAUGGUCACCGGCCGCGGGACCCGAUAUAGAGGCUGCGCCGGUGGCCAUACAGUGCUUUCACAUCUCUGUCGCACACUUUCCGCCCGACAAUUGGUUAUGGUAGAUAUGGUGGUUAUGGCGGAUAUGGAGGUUAUGGUGGUUAUGGCCGUGGAUACGGGGGUUAUGGUGGAUUUUAUGGAUAAAAAUUAAACAUAUCACAUCCUGAUCACGGAUUCUUGGACUUAAUUAAUAAAUAUUUAUUUCUAAUAUUAGUUUUUAAUUUAUUAUUAUUUCAAAAUUGAUUAUUUAUUUUAUGUAUACAUUAAAUAAAUGUUAUUUAUUAUUUAAAAUUUUCAAAAAA